AGAUAUAUAAGACUUCCAGGACAUUGGAGAUAUUCAUCUAUCCUUUUAUGGUGAAGGCUGGGUACCCGAGAACAACCAUGGAGUGGAAAAUACUUCCCAUGUCCUUGCUGCUGCUUUCUGUUUUCCUGAUUCAGCAAGUUUCUUCUCAAGAUAAAUCAAGCUGUGCAGGGAGAUGCGGGGAAGGGUAUUCUAGAGAUGCCCCCUGCAGCUGUGACUAUAACUGUCAACACUACAUGGAGUGCUGCCCUGAUUUCAAGAGAGUCUGCACUGUGGACCUUUCCUGUAAAGGCCGCUGCUUCGAGUCCUUUGCCAGAGGCAGGGAGUGUGACUGUGACUCAGAAUGUAAGAAGUACGGCAAGUGCUGUCCGGACUACGCCGCUUUCUGCGAAGAAGUGCAUAACCCCACAACACCGCCGUCCCCAAAGACUGCGCCUCCGCCUGCGGGAGCACCUCAGUCCGUCAAAUCAACAACCAAACGUUCACCCAAAUCCGCAGACAAGAAGAAGACUAAGAAAGUUAUAGAAUCAGAGGAAAUAACAGAAGAACAUUCUGUUUCUGAAAAUCAAGAGUCUUCCUCCUCCUCUUCCUCUUCCUCUUCAAGUAUUCGGAAAUUCAAGUCUUCCAAAAAUUCAGCUGCUAAUAGAGAAUUAAAGAAGAAACCCAAAGUAAAAGACAGCAAGAAACCACCUCCUAAAAAGAGACCUGCCCCGCAACCACCAGUUGUAGACGAAGCCGGAAGUGGACUGGACAAUGGUGAUUUCAAGCCCACCUCAACUCCUGAUACGCCUACCACCGAACGCAGUCAAGUUACCACAACCUCCAAGGUUACAACAGUGACAACGAAAAAUUCUAAACCCAGUCCACCGCCUAAUUCUGAAACAUCCAAAGAGACUUCGACAGCCAAUAAGGAGACAACAGUUGAAACUAAAGAGACUUCUAUAACUAAAGAGACUACAACGAGUGCAAAAGAGACGACUACUUCAAGUAAAGAGACAGUAAGUGCAGGAAAAACAUCUGUUAAAGAUUUGGUAACUACAUCCGUUUCUGCUAAAUCUACCACCGAAGUUGAAACUACAACCAAAUCUCUUACUCCUACCACCCCUCAAAAGCCUUCUCCCACCACUCCCUCCAAGAAGCCUGAGUCCACAACGCCCAAGAAGCCCGAGCCUACCACGCCCAAGAAGCCCGAGCCUACCACGCCCAAGAAGCCCGAACUCACCACCCCCAAGAAGCCCGAACUCACCACCCCCAAGAAGCCCGAGCCCACCACCCCCAAGAAGCCCGAGCCCACCACCCCCAAGAAGCCCGAGCCCACCACCCCCAAGGAGCCCGAGCCCACCACCCCCAAGGAGCCCGAACCCACCACCCCGAAGGAGCCCGAGACCACCACCCCUAAGGAGCCCGAGCCAACCACCCCCAAGAAGCCCGAGCCCACCACCCCCAAGAAGCCCGAGCCCACCACCCCCAAGAAGCCCGAGCCCACCACCCCCAAGAAGCCCGAACCCACCACCCCCAAGAAGCCCGAACCCACCACCCCCAAGAAGCCCGAGCCCACCACCCCCGAGGAGCCCGAGCCCACCACCCCCGAGGAGCCCGAGCCCACCACCCCCGAGGAGCCCGAGCCCACCACCCCCGAGGAGCCCGAGCCCACCACCCCCGAGGAGCCCGAGCCCACCACCCCCAAGAAGCCCGAACCCACCACACCCAAGAAGCCUGAACCCACCACCCCCAAGAAGCCUGCUCCAACUUCUCCCAAGACACCUGCUCCAACUACCCUGAAGGCUUCUACUCCAGCAACCACCACGGAGCCUCCCACUCCUCCCAAGAGUCCUGCUGCAUUCACUCCUGAGUUUCCUGCAGAACCCACUGCAGAGGCUCUUGAAAACAGUCCCAAGGAGCCUGCUGUACCUACAACCAAAGCUCCUGAAGGAACCAAACCUGAAAUGACUACCACAGAGAAGGGUAAGACAACAGAAAAAGCCACGCACACCACAACUGAAAUUACAACUGCUACAUCAAAGAGUACAACAGCAGAUACAGCAACUCCAACAGAAGAAAAGACCACUGAAUCCAAAAAAACUACAACCGUGAAGGUAACAACUACUACAACCAAGGAUACCACGACAUCAUCCAAAGUUACUCCUAAGGAAACAACUCCUGCUUCCAAGGUGACGACUAUGACAAAAAAGACAACUACUACAACUGAAGAGUCUAUGAAUACGCCUGAAGAGACAACAACGACAUCAGAAUAUAUAGCUACUAAUUCUAAAAUAACUUCUAAACUCCCAAAUCCAACAGAAGCGCCCCAAACGCCCACUUCUACCAAAAAGCCAAACACAACACCCGCAGUGCGAAAACCAAAGCCGACACCAUCUCCUCCAAAGAUGACUACAUCAACUGUGCCUACGCUGAACCAAGCCUCUUCGGAGAAAACCACGCUCCAAACCACCUCCAGCUCUGACCGGGCUCCCAACUCAGAAGCGGUUGAAGAAAAUCCCAAAAAUGAAGAUGCAAAUACUGCUGAAGGAGAACCUUCUGUGAUCCUCAGGCCCCAGGUGUUAACUCCUAUCGUUAUUCCAGGCACUGAUUUCAUAGUGAGAGGACCCAACCAGGCUAUUGGCAUCAACCCCAUGCUCUCAGAUGAGACUAAUUUAUGCAAUGGUAAGCCGGUAGACGGACUGACUACGCUGGCCAAUGGGACAUUAGUUGCAUUUCGAGGUCACUAUUUCUGGAUGCUUAAUCCAUCCAGUCCACCAUCUCCUCCUCGUAGAAUUACUGAAGUUUGGGGUAUUCCCUCCCCCAUCGAUACUGUUUUUACUAGGUGCAACUGUGACGGAAAAACUUUCUUCUUUAAGGAUUCUCAGUACUGGCGUUUCACCAAUGAUAUACAAGACCCUGGGUAUCCCAAACAAAUUGUAAAAGGAUUUGGAGGACUAACAGGAAAAAUAGUGGCAGCUCUUUCAAUACCUAAAUAUAAGGACAGACCCGAAUCUGUGUACUUUUUCAAGAGAGGGGGCCGAGUGCAGCAGUAUAUUUAUAAACAGGAACCCAACAGGAAGUGUGCUGCUAGAAGGCCUGCUAUCCAUUAUCCAGUGUUUGGAGAAACAACACAGAUUAGGAAACGUCGUUUUGAACGGGCUAUCGGACCUCAAACACACACCAUCAGAAUUCAAUACACACCUGUCAAAGUCCUCUAUCAAGAAAAAGGUUUCCUCCUUGGUGAAGAGCAAGUGAGUUCACUGUGGAGGAGGCUUCCCAGUGUGGUGACUUCUGCCGUGUCACUACCCAACAGCCGAAAACCCGAUGGCUACGAUUACUAUGCCUUUUCUAAUGAUCGAUACUACAACCUCGAUGUGCCCAGGAAGACAGUAACAGCCAUCGCAAGACCUGUCACUACUCGCUCUGGGCAGACCUUAUCCAAUGUCUGGUACAACUGUCCUUAGACUGGUGAGCAGAGGAAGAGAUAAUGAAAAUGAAGAAAAGAAUGAUAAAUUUUGACAAUGAAAACAAAAAAUGAUAACUUUUGACACUGAAAUACAUUUUAUUAAUAAAGAAGGUUGAGA
Pteronotus mesoamericanus is the source of this 3563-nucleotide messenger RNA. It is a transcript of the gene PRG4, whose product is annotated as proteoglycan 4. The record is from RefSeq and is a predicted model, not a curated record. Gene Ontology annotation, molecular function: polysaccharide binding; scavenger receptor activity. Gene Ontology annotation, biological process: immune response. Bases 48 to 3443 code for a protein of 1131 amino acids. The transcript has 13 exons. Lineage: Eukaryota; Metazoa; Chordata; Mammalia; Chiroptera; Mormoopidae.